UUGAAUUUUGAAUUUUGCAUUUUUAAUAAACGAUACCCAGCUGUCUCUGUCAACUACCACCAACUAAUUAAUUUCCUCACACAAUAAAUUCCACCCUAUCCUGCUGGCAUUGUUCUCCCCACGUACACCCAACCAAGGUCAUUUCCGUAACUUCACCUCACACGUCUCUUCACCUAUAUAAACCUACUACCGUCUCUCACCCUUUCUCUCUCCUCACAAAAAAAAAACACCCCCAAACUCCACCGCGAAGAUCGGCCAACAAAAAAUCAGAAAAAAAUCUAUCUUCACCCCCCCGCCCCCCGCCGCCGUAAUGUCGUCCCAGCAAAUCGCAUCCCACCGCGAAAACGCCGAAGUCUACACCGGCGACGCCGUGUGCAAGCAGAAGUCACUGGAGCUGCUGGAGAAAAUCAACAUGCCCAAAGGCCUCCUCCCACUCGAAGACCUAAUUGAGGUAGGGCACAACGAGGCCACCGGAUUCGUGUGGCUGAAGCAGAAGAAGAGCAAGACGCACGUGUUCCGCGCAAUCGGCCGGAGCGUCUGGUACGACACUGAGGUCACGGCGUUCGUCGAGGACCGUCGGAUGAAACGCCUCACUGGCGUCAAGAGCAAGGAGAUCCUGAUCUGGGUCACCAUCUCCGAUAUCUCCAUUCAAGACCCUGCUUCCCAAAUUACCUUCGGUACCCCUACUGGACUCUCCAGAACUUUUCCUGUCUCGGCGUUUGAGGAGAAGAAUUGAAUUAUU
Molecule: messenger RNA, 742 nt
Organism: Erythranthe guttata (spotted monkey flower)
Lineage: Eukaryota; Viridiplantae; Streptophyta; Magnoliopsida; Lamiales; Phrymaceae
Source: RefSeq, a predicted model, not a curated record